GAGCAUGUGCAGUGUCUCCUCCUUCGGCAGUGGGGGCUGAUGGGCAGAUACUGCCCAAAUGCUCAUUCAUCAGAAGAGGCUUUCGCUCCGGGUCUCCCCUGGGCCUCGAGCAGAAAGCGUCUCUGCCACGGAGAUACAGAGCUGGGAGCCUUCAAGGUCCUCCGCCACUCUCAGCAAGCCCUGCUCUCGAUGGAGAGGAGAUCGUUGGGUGAUGGAUGUGGGCUUCCAGGGAAGGUGCUCGCGCUGGUUCCGAGCCCUCCGGGGAAGAUAUUCGAGCGCGGAGCGUAAGCGCAGGGCACGCCAGCCCGGGGGCCGCGGAAGCAGGCGCUGCGCGUCUCUGCACCACCGGGCCGCCUCCCAGCCCUCUUUCCCCAGUUUGCCCUGCUGCCGCAGUCCGGGCCCAGAUUAAUUAUCUGCACUUGUGAGUGGGCACACACACAAGUUCUCCGGACACGAUCCUUUCAUCUGUUUCCCCGGCGGAGUCCACCUUUUUAAAGAUUAACCUCCCAGCUACCGCUGGCAAGGGGGCAGGAUGCGAGUGAGGCGGGGAGGGGCGUUUCACACGUUCAGAGGCACCAAAAUUAGCUGCCAGUGCUAAAAGGCUUUGUUUUCUUCGAUUUUUGACAAACAAAUGAGGUGGGAUGCUUGCUUGGCCCCCCGCUGCCCCAGCCCGAGCCCUUGGCUCACUUAGCAGCCUGAUGCCGACUUUCAGACGCAGUCCUGUUCUGCUUACACCAGGGGUUCUUCGCCCCCUUGCCGAAGUCUGCAGCCCGGUGGAUGCUGGGCGCGGGCUUUCCCUGGGCGCUUUAACGCGGCUUAGGCUAAAGCCCCAGAGCUCCCACCUUCUCACCUCCUGUUUAUCGGCCCGCCCCUCUACCACAGCCAAAGGACGUGCCCCUUCAGUAGUGUCGGGGAUCCCAGCCCCAGCGCGGGGGAGGGCGCCUCCCUAUCCCCUCCUCCCCGUCGCCGCCUCGGCUCGGGGUUUUACUGCAGCAGCCGGAGGUGACAGCGACGCCUCAGCCGCCUCUGUUGCUCUCGGAGCCCCUGCUUCCCCUGCACUGGGAAAGCGCCCCCUCCCGAGAGGCUUGUCUCUGGAGAAGUGCGAACGAGCUGCAGAAAACCAAAUUUUAAAAUGUGGAAGUCGUUGAGCUGCAUUCCUCCAAGGACCAGUCUGAUCGCCCAGGACUGAGAGUGGCAGCGUUUGAGAAGUUGGGACCAUAGAGCAAGGGGGGGAGGGGAGUGUUGCAGCAGGCAUUCUCUUCUGGAAGGAGUCGCUGGGAGCAGUGCGGUUGGACACAAGUUUGCGUAGGAGUGUUUUCCUUUUGUCAAUAAUUAAUCACCGGAAUUAGCCAGGUAGAAUUUGAGUUUUAGCAAUAGUCCUGAGGGCGGGGCCGAACACCUAACUCCGGGAGGCUCCCAGGCGCCCGGCACAGUGGGAAGCUCGCAGCAGCUGGGGAGGAGCCAAAGCCUCGGCGCUCACCUAAGCCGCAGGGAGAUACACCCAACUAGGAGAUGAGGAAACAGCAACCCAGAGAGGAGAAGUAACCCACACUGGAUCAUUUCGUGAAGGAGCAAGGUUGAAGACCCAGACCUGGACUUUCUUAGGACAAACUUACUGCAACUUGAAGGAGCCAACCAUGGAUUUGAGGCGCGUGAAGGAAUAUUUCUCCUGGCUUUACUAUCAAUACCAAAUCAUUAGCUGCUGUGCUGUUUUAGAGCCCUGGGAGCGAUCUAUGUUUAACACCAUCUUACUAACCAUUAUUGCUAUGGUGGUAUACACUGCCUAUGUCUUUAUUCCAAUCCACAUUCGCCUGGCUUGGGAAUUUUUCUCAAAAAUAUGUGGAUAUCACAGUACCAUUUCUAAUUGAUCUUGUUCACGUUCAGUGAAAUGGCAUUGCAUAUUUAUAUAUUGCUUACAACUUAUUGAUUUAGGUAACUAUUGUGUCUUCCUUCACUAUCUGACCUGAAAAGCACUCUCUUCUCUAUGCACUCAUAUUCUGCCUUUCUGCCUGGAGUUUGAAAUAGAUGUCUCUUUAGUUUCUUUCGCACAUGCUACAUUGUGCAUCAGACCAUAGAUAAUACAAUGACUUUACCUCACAAAUCAAAUUCUCUCAACACAAAUCUAUGAAUUUACUUUAUUUAAAAUCAGAACAAUUUCCUACAAAAUUUUUUUUGGAAAAUAAGCUCAUAACAGACCUACUAGAAUCAUACUUAAAGUACUCCCUUGACACUUAUUCUAUACUGAAGGGUAAAUUUUUAAAAUUCUUUUUAGGCUACUGUCAGAAGUAUCCUAUCUUUGUUUAUGAUGUAUAAAAAGAUGUGAAUAAAUUAUAUGGAACCCCUAAGUCUUAUUUUCUAGUAAACUGAUGAUACUGGAAAUUCUUUUACUUCAAAUACAAAAGAAUAAGCUGGAGGCAAUUAUUUCCUUUCAUACACAGUUCAUGAAUUGUUUUAAAUGCUUCUUAAAGUCUGGCUUUAUAACCGUUUAAAAUCAACAAUGUUGAUUUUAGAUAACCAAGUAAGUAUUGUAAUACAAAAUAAUUUUAAGUGUAGGAAACUAAAGUAUAAUCAAAGUAAAUUCAGAUAUUGUGAUUUGUGGUAUUGCCUUGCCUUGCAUAAUGCUGGGGGGAAAAGAGAAAGGAAAUUGUUUUCUUUUUGUGCUUUUAUUCAGCGGAGGGGAAAAAAGCAUGUAUUGGGCCACAGGAAGAAAAGCUAAUAAGUAGGCUGGAAGUAAUAUUCUACCAGCAGGAACUCAACAGCUCCAGUUAAGUGCUUUGAUAUAGUGGCUCUUUUGCAGAGCCAAAACAAGAUUUAUUAAAUUUCCUUCAAAGUGUUUAUCUUUAAAACAAAUAUAAGGUUUUAAUUAUACUGCUGAAGUGAAUGUGAAUGCCAAAGACUAAGUUUUACAGUUUUGCUUUCCUCCCAAUAAAUAUUAAUGUAUGUAAUUCUAGAGGGUAAAAAUGUAAAUAGGUUUGAACAAUAUUUGCACCCUUGUUUGUGUUAUGAAAAAAUUUUUUCCAAGGCGAGCUGGAGAGAAAGAUGUUUGGCAUGCCAAAUUAACUUGCAUGUUUGUUAAAAAAACAAACACAUGUUUUGAAGAGAAACCAGAUCUGAACAUGUAUUUGUUGAGUUUUGCAAAAUAAAAUUAAUUUUGUAAGUAAAUAUCUA
Messenger RNA from Mandrillus leucophaeus (drill), 3168 nucleotides. RefSeq names its product serine palmitoyltransferase, small subunit B (gene SPTSSB). The transcript has 3 exons. The record is from RefSeq and is a predicted model, not a curated record. Bases 1638 to 1868 code for a protein of 76 amino acids. Gene Ontology annotation, molecular function: serine C-palmitoyltransferase activity. Gene Ontology annotation, cellular component: serine palmitoyltransferase complex. NCBI's taxonomy places the organism in Eukaryota, Metazoa, Chordata, Mammalia, Primates, Cercopithecidae. Gene Ontology annotation, biological process: ceramide biosynthetic process; endoplasmic reticulum organization.